Molecule: messenger RNA, 2145 nt
Organism: Ceratitis capitata (Mediterranean fruit fly)
Lineage: Eukaryota; Metazoa; Arthropoda; Insecta; Diptera; Tephritidae
Exons: 2
Coding region: 21-1091 (356 amino acids)
Source: RefSeq, a predicted model, not a curated record
UAAAAAUUGUCAAAUGGGCAAUGUAUAGGAAAACAAACAAAAAUUACCAUACGAAAAAUCCCCAGCCUACGUCACACAUAUACAUGGAACGCUUUUGUCGUGCUCUGCACUCCGACUUGGACCUAAGUCCAACAUGUGUCAGCUGGUUUCGUCAAGCAACGGAACACUGUACCGAAUUGAUUUUGCAAAAGAGACGCGGACCCGCCUUCUGGACAACAGUUAAGAACUUCAUAUUUCCCAGCCGUCAAACAUCGCUGCUCAAUCAGAAAAUACCAAUCAGCAUACACCCGAACCGACUGUCGGUUAGCGAUUGUCAUGCGCUCUUCUUCGACAUCGUUAACGAUUAUGUGGAGCGCGCACCGCGCUACUCCAUCGAAGCGGCCACAAACGCGCUACUCUGGCAAAUACUCUACUCCCUCAUGGGUAUUAUGGCGCUCGGCACUUUGUUGGUGACCACCAUAUUUGCAUAUCGUAAGUUCGGUAAAACGUUGCAGAAAUCGCUCGAUCCACUAGCCGCCGUGUUUGAGCCUGAAAAACGCGCGGCAGCCUAUGUGAAUAGAAAUUUGCGCGUGGUGAAGUAUGAGUUGCAGCGACUGCAUGUGAGACACAUCAUACAACCCGAAGAGGUGCUCGCACCUGAUGGCACUGCGACGCUAGUACUGAAAGUGGCAUCCAAGUUGAGUUUCCUGGAUGGCAUAGUAGGCAGUAACACGCACUGCAGUGGUCGUUUAUUUCGCCUACAAGAGCUUAAUACGACUACAAAGCACGAGUACAAGACGGAAGCAAUUGCAAAGAUGAUGCGCUUUAUAAACAAUUACUCGCGUAAGCUACGCUUGAUGGUUAUUUUCGAUGAAGAUCCCAUUUAUGAAGAAUUACUGAGACGUCGUCGCUCGCAUCCGGUGAAAGCUGCAACGCCACUCACGCUAAAAAAUGUGGGGGGCCGAAAGAGCUCGGGUAGCUACUCAGCGCGUAGCAUUAUCUCACGUUCCAGCAGUCCGCCCAUCAGCAAACUGCCCGGUAGUCCGCGUCUGCCCACGCAAAUACCACGAAACCUCACGCGACGCGCUUCAAACAUAGCAAUGAAAAAGUAAUUUCGAGCUUUCGAUGGCGCGCACCGGGCCACAGUGGUGUAUUAAUGCUUAACGUUAGCGUGUGAAAAUGUAGAACAAAAGACCAGGUGAAUGAGUUUUUACGCAAUUUAUUUAUUGCCUGAUUGCUGUACUUACAAGAAAUUGAAAAUUUUUUGUAAUCACUCAUGUUUUUAGCAAAUAUUCGUAAAUAUUCAAAAUACAUAAAUUGCUUAAAUACUAAAACGAAAAAUAAAAUACAUACAUAUGUAUAUAGAUAUAUAUAAAAUAGUAUUUUAAAUUAAAAAUCAUUAAAUCGUAACUGUAAGUUCAUGUAAGGUACAUGCGUAUGUGUUGUUUCAACUAUAGUGACACAACAGCGCGUUGGCCGUGAAAGGGUUAAGGAGUGCGUGGGUGCCCCUUAGAGACAGUGAAAAGUGCCAAACAAAUCUGUUGCGUCGGUAGUUAGUAGCGCGCGUAAGGACGAAAUAUGGACACAUUUCGGGUUUAAAAGUGGAAGACAAUAUAAAAGAUAUUGCAAAGAAGGGUUAAAGUAAAGUUGGAAAAUCUUAAGCCAAACCAAAUAACCGCUUGUUAGUAACUGAAAGAGUGUAUAGAAGUACAGAAACAGUAAGUGUUUAAUUAUAAGUAAGUGCAAUAUCCAUAUGUGUGUUUAUGUACGUGUGUUAGUAAGAUAAAACUUAGUGUGUGAAAAUUCUAGAAGAUUUUUUACAGCAGGAUUGCAAUACAUUUCUACAUAUAUUAAUAAUCAAGCCGCUGCCUCUGCGCCUAUUUGCAUACAUUAGCCUCGUGUGCAGCCUGUAAAUGCCAAGUGCGCUGCCGCUUAGAGUUGCCAUAGUUUGCCAUUUAUUAUUUACUGCCGAUUUUCGUUAUUUUCUUUAUUAUUUCCACCAUAUUUAGGUACGUUGUGUUGUUGCUCCAUAUAUAUAUAUUUUUUAUCAAUUAUUUGUUUGCAUUAUUUAUUCAUUCUGCUAUGAGUAGUCUCAUUCUGAUUGUGUGUGUGUGUGUGCGCGUGUGUUUUGUGUUUCAAAAUAUCACGUUAAUUAGCAUUGAUCAC